Molecule: messenger RNA, 4443 nt
Organism: Labeo rohita (rohu)
Lineage: Eukaryota; Metazoa; Chordata; Actinopteri; Cypriniformes; Cyprinidae
Exons: 7
Coding region: 286-4443 (1385 amino acids)
Biological process (GO): protein targeting; protein import; lipoprotein metabolic process
Cellular component (GO): extracellular region; membrane
Molecular function (GO): ATP binding; ABC-type protein transporter activity; lipid binding
Source: RefSeq, a predicted model, not a curated record
GGAUAAAUGCAACUGCAGAUUCACCAAGGAUCCAGCUGAUCACUGCCAAUUUGGAGGAGGAUUGUCCUUUAUCUGCUACAUUGCACUCUCACAUCUGUGCUGUAGAGGUCGUCUCUAGGUGCUGAUCCACCAUCUGGGCUGGGUACGGACUGGAUCUGGGUGACUGCAGUGAUCUUGGAAUAAUAAGUCUUCAGCUGACCACCUUCAGUCAGAAGCUCUUCAAAGACUCCAGACAGAGAUGUCACAUUGUGAAAAAUAUACAAAGUAAUUUCCAGAGUUUUAAAAAUGGAAGCAUCAGGAAAACUGCUGUCAUCAAGACUGUUUUCCCUGUGCAAGAACGGACAGUGGAGAGAAGAUGAUGUUGUUAAACUAUUUAAAGCUCUUGUGGAGCAAUAUAAUGGCAGGAAUGAAGAUUUUCACACAUGGAUUAUAAGAAUCCUUCAUCAAGUAGAGAUUCAUAAAAUAAGUGUGUCAGAUUUGACCGUUAACGAUAACACUAUGGAUCACGUGGAGGCCAAAAUUAUUGACACAGCCAAAAACACUGAUGAGAAAACAUUGGAUGAGAUCGUAAAGGAAAUCUGUGAACAAUCAUAUAUUGAUGAACAAACCAUGAGAGAAGUGAAAGAAAUUGUCCACUCUGUUUAUGAAUGUCGUUCAGCUUCUACAGCACCACAUCUACAAGGAAUAAAGCAAAAUUUGUUCAAGCUUUGCAAAGCCGUAGAAAAGACAAAGAAAUAUAAACCUCGAGUGACUCAGAUGGUAAGCUGGUGCAUUCUUGUUCUUUCUAAAUCAAGUCGGCUCAUUCAGGUUUUAACGGGAGAAGGAAAGUCAUGCAUUGUGGCAAUGUUUGCAGCAUAUAAGGUCAUGAUUGAAAAAAAAAACCCUGAUAUUAUCUCCAGUUCUCCUGUACUUGCUGAAAGAGAUGCUGAUGAAUGGUUGGCAUUUUAUAAGGAACUAAAUAUCACUGUUGACGUCAACACCAAUAAAUCAGAUGGCAAAGAGCUGAAGAAGUGCUAUGAAUGUCAGGUGGUCUAUGGUACGACUCAGAGCUUUGCAGGUGAUUUUCUGAGACAGUGUUUCCACAGAAGAGAUGUGAGACCUAUAAGAGAGUUUCAGUGUGUUAUAGUGGAUGAGGUGGACUCACUAAUGUUGGACAAAGGUCUUGAAGUGGUCUACCUGAAUAGUAAUUUGCCUCUCAUGGAACCAUUGAAUGUAAUACUGGCUGAAAUUUGGUUGAUCAUCAACCAGCUGAAGCGUUUUGAUACUGGAGAGAUUUUAGGGCCCAUUCAGCCCUUCUCUGACGUUAUGUCUGAAAUCAUACAUGAAAAUAAAAACAUUGAUCAACUCAGUAUUGUGGAGAUGGCUGUGGAUACAGGAAUUAUGCCUUUAAAAUCACCAAUAAAGAUGGAAGAAAACAUGGGAGAUGUUUUGAAACAACUAGAUAAUGCAAGUGUUGUGCAAAUGGUGGCAUUUUUAACCACGUUUGUGAGAAAUUUUCCUCAAUAUUUCUUUAAACUAUACCAGCAAGAGCCUGAUGGGACUUUAAGGAAACAAGCAGAUGACAUCGGUUCUGCAGGUAAUGAUAAAGAGCAAGACAUAUCAAUUGUUCUCCUAGGAAAUAGAAAAUGUCAUGUUGUGCACUUUGAGGAGGACUCCCUAGUUAAAUCACUGGGAGAAAUGAUUAAAAAGCGUUAUCAGUCUGAGACAGUAAAGGAACAAAAUCAAUCUCGUAUUCCAGGCCUUCAAGAUCUCAUUAAUGACAAGAUGUCAACUUGGAUUGAAAAUGCUCUGCUAGCCACCAAAAUGACUGAGGGCCAUGAAUUUAUCUUUCAUGGAGAUGGAGUUGUUCCUGUUGAUUAUGAAUGCACUGGUGUUGUACAGAACAACAUGAGAUGGGGGAACGGACUUCAGCAGUUCCUGGAGAUGAAACACCAUACUAAACUGUCCAACAUGAGUCUAAUAACAAACUUUAUGUCUAAUGUGGGUUUAUUCAAGAAAUAUCCAAACCAGAUCUAUGGGAUCACAGGAACUUUGGGUGACCAAACGGAGCUUGAUAUGCUGAAGAGGCUCUACGAUGGCAUUAAGACCUGCAAGAUUCCCUCAUUCAGACGAAGAAAACUUUAUGAGCUUGAAGGCAUGGUUAUUUCUGAAGAGGGUGAGUGGAUCAGGAGCAUCUGUAAUGUUGUUCAGGAUCAAGUAACCUCCACAGUCUAUCGAGGUCCACGAGCAGCUCUUGUCAUCUGUGAAACAAUCAAUCGUGCAGAAAUGUUUUAUAAUGCCUUUGCACGGAUCAUGUCUGCAACUAAACUAAAACGCUAUGUGAAUAACAACAGUGAUAACUCUACAGUAACAAAUUCAACAGUUCAAGCAGGAGAAAUCAUCAUUGCAACUAAUCUAGCAGGUCGAGGAACAGACCUAAAGGUUUGUGAAGGUGUAAACGAGGCAGGAGGUCUGUUUGUGGUGCAAACCUUCUUACCUCUGAAUGUCCGUGUUGAACAGCAAGCCUUUGGACGAACGGCUCACCAAGGGAGUCCAGGAUCUGCUCAACUCAUUAUGUGCACCAGCCACUUCUCUGACUCUGUUAAAAUGGUGAUGAGCUUAAACACAUCUGUCACCAGCUUUCACAAAUAUCUGAGCUAUCAUACAUCGUUGACAGAGAAUUUGUUAGAGGAUGCACUUAAUCAUUACCUUGAAAAUCACAACUUUCCAAUUCAUAAGGCAAUGGCCUCUACUCUAACAGACCUCUUAAUCAUAAAAUCAUUCUCAUUACAAGAUCUAGAAAAGGCAAAAGAAGCCAGGAACAUUGUGGUGAAAAUCAGACUCUCAAGAUUCCUUGAAAAAGAAAUUCCAAAAAUCACAAAAAAGGAAAAACUUUUUUCUGUUUACCUUGAUUUUUUGGACAAAAUUUAUAAAGAUGGUGUUCUUUCAGGGCAGCGCGAUGUAAUUGUGUCCUGUCUUCAUGAGUGUUGGGGUUUGUGGUUCCUGAAGUACUUCAGCGAGAAAACAUCCAUUGAGACAUUGGAGAAACAGCUGAACAAUGACUUGUCAAAUGCAAAGCAGAAACUGUUGAGCAAACAGUCCCCAUCUACUAUGGUCUAUUAUUACAUUAGGUCUGGAAACAUUCUACGUCAGAAGGGACACCUUGCAGAAAGCAUUGAGAUGUACACCAAAGCUUUGGAGGAAGGUGCUUGCUGGAAGUUUAUUCCUCUCUAUAAUCGUGCACUGGCCACUGUUAUGCAGAAAGAUGGUGAUUAUAUUACUAAAGCUCUAGCUGACCUUGAUAUGGCUGAAAAGGCUAUAGAUUCAUACAAGUCACAACUGUCACAAAUUCUGACUUUUGUAAAACCACCAAGUCAAGAAAAAACAUCACUUGCAGAACAGUUUCAAGUGAAGCUUGCUAUAGCAGACCUUCUCGAGAUGAACAUUCAAGAUGCUGUGAUGGAGUUGAAGAGGGCUAAAAGCACAGGAGGAGAUGUGACAUUUUUUUUGGCCAUAGACAUUUUAAUGAGGCAUGUAAGCAGUACAGAAGGAGAUGGAAAUCAACUGGAAGACAUCUUUCAAAGGACACUUCAAAGAAGCAUUGAACAACUAACAUCACAAUUUAACAGAAAUCAUCAAACUCUGACAAAGCAAAUAAAGGAUCUGAAUGACUUCACAGAUUCCCUGGAAUCCAUGCACAAGAACACUACCGUGGGCAGUUUGGUUGGGUCAUCAAUAGGAGCAGCAGGAGGAAUCGCAUCUAUAGCUGGUCUGGCUUUGGCCCCGUUCACAUUUGGUGCUUCUUUGGCAUUUACUGCUGCUGGCGCUGUUGCUGGAGUAGCUGGAGGAGUCACAAGUGGUGCGUCUAACAUCACUAAUGCAAUCAAGCAAAAAAAUCUACGUGAGACUAUUCAAAAGAUCAUCAAUGAUUUCCAAUGCACAAUCAACCCAAUGAUUGAGCUUCUGAAUAAAAUUGGUAACAUCACAGAGAAAAGAGAAUUUCUGGAGCUGCAUGAAUUUCAGAGAGCAGCAAGAGGUGCCACAGAAAUACUAAGGAUUGCAUCUGUAGCUAAUACGGCUCGAAUUGGGAAAAAGUUUGCAGAGGCUGCCAAGGAACUCCGCGUGAUGGCCGUCAGUGCUAUCCGUGGGCCUGCACAGACUGCCAAAGCUGUGCGGGCAACUGAAGUGACUGCCAAAUCUAUUCGUACUACAGCAGCAUUCAGGGGUGUACUAUCAGCUGUGUCUCUUGCGUUUGAUGUUUAUAGUAUUGUUCAAGAUUCAACAGAGCUCUCUGAAAUGAAUAAACCAGGAGACAGAAAAGCAGAAGAAAUCAGAUCAGAAACACUGAAAUUUAUUCUUCAGGUAAAAGAAACAGCUGCUCAGUUUAAGAUUUGUGUGGACGUAAUUAAACAUACCAUAGACAGAACAGGGGGCAGUUGUGGCCUAAUGCCUACAAAACACUAA